Nezara viridula (southern green stink bug) is the source of this 192-nucleotide messenger RNA. NCBI's taxonomy places the organism in Eukaryota, Metazoa, Arthropoda, Insecta, Hemiptera, Pentatomidae. The record is from the annotation of a GenBank genome assembly.
UUAAAGUAACCAACGAUAUCUUAUCAACAAGUUAUCUCCAUGGCCGACAAACACUUCAGACGGAUGCGGCAGAUUCGACCUGAAUACAUAACUAAACGGUAUUUGAGGGAAGAAUUGCACACAGCAUCGAUGGAUGCAGUAUGCCAACAUGGAGUAAGGACUAAGACUGCCUCCAGAUAAAUGAAAAAACAU